Chaetura pelagica (chimney swift) is the source of this 1370-nucleotide messenger RNA. It is a transcript of the gene SNX18, whose product is annotated as sorting nexin 18. The record is from RefSeq and is a predicted model, not a curated record. Gene Ontology annotation, cellular component: cytoplasmic vesicle; plasma membrane. The transcript has 2 exons. Gene Ontology annotation, molecular function: phosphatidylinositol binding. Lineage: Eukaryota; Metazoa; Chordata; Aves; Apodiformes; Apodidae. The annotation marks the transcript as partial. Gene Ontology annotation, biological process: plasma membrane tubulation; cleavage furrow formation; endosomal transport.
GGCCGCUUCGAGGAGGACUUCAUCUCCAAACGCCGCAAAGGCCUCGCCUGGUGGAUGGACCACAUGUGCAGCCACCCGGUGCUGGCUCAGUGCGAUGCCUUCCAGCACUUCCUCACCUGUCCCAGCACGGAUGAGAAGGCCUGGAAGCAAGGCAAGCGCAAGGCUGAGAAGGAUGAGAUGGUGGGUGCCAACUUCUUCCUGACCAUCAGUGUCCCCACGGGCCCCGGGGCCAGCCUGGACUUGCAGGAGGUGGAAAGCCAGGUGGAUGGCUUCAAAGCCUUCACGAAGAAGAUGGACGAGAGCGCUCUGCAGCUUAAUCACACGGCCAAUGAGUUUGCCCGUAAACAAGUCACUGGCUUCAAGAAAGAAUACCAGAAGGUGGGGCACUCCUUUAAGUGCCUCAGUCAGGCGUUUGAGCUAGACCAGCAGGCCUUUUCAGCUGGCCUCAACCAAGCCAUAGCCUUCACUGCAGAUGCCUACGACGCCAUUGGGGACCUCUUUGCAGAUCAGCCCCGGCAGGACCUAGAUCCUGUGAUGGAUUUGUUAGCGCUGUAUCAGGGCCAUUUGGCCAACUUUCCAGACAUCAUCCACGUCCAGAAAGGUGCCCUUACCAAAGUAAAGGAGAGUAAGCGGCAUGUGGAAGAGGGGAAGAUGGAGCUCCAAAAAGCCGAGGGCAUUCAAGAACGCUGUAACAUUAUUUCUUUUGCAACCCUAGCAGAAAUUAAUCAUUUCCACAAAAUUCGUGUGAGGGACUUUAAAUCACAGAUGCAGCAUUUCUUGCAGCAGCAAAUACUCUUUUUUCAAAAAGUGACACAAAAGCUAGAAGAAGCUCUUCACAAGUAUGACAGUGUUUAAUCUCUGAACUUUGCUUUGUGGACUUCCCUCAGCGUGAAUGUGACCCAGGUGGCAGAGCAAACGCUGCUGCUGCUGAAGAACUGUUGCCAGUGGUUGACGGUGGUACAAGGAUGUUUUUUGUUCACCCGGAACCCUGGUUUAAUCUCCAGUUAUGUAGAAAGGAAACAGUUAUAGGGCUAUGUAGUAGAAACAUUACCACGCAUUGUAGCUAAGUUAUACUGUAUAUGCCUACACUACCAUUGUAACUUUUUUGAAAUAAUGAGUAUACUAUUUGCCUUAUUGCUUUUUGAAAUGCGGUAUUUUAGUGCAUACUUUGUAGACCUCAAAACCCUUUGGGUCUUUAAGGAAGCUGGCUAGAUAAAAGCCUGCUUCAGAUGCCUUUUCACUUUCCUAGUUUUGGAUUUCCUAAAUUCAAACGAUUCUCUGUUUACAGACUCCUACUAGAGCAGCUAUGUGAUUCUGUGCCUUUAGACUCUAUUUUUCCUUUUCUAGUAAGUCACAUUUUUAUGAUUGAA